UACACUCACCAUCCAUUAUUUUGUCCAUCGCUGUGAUAGUAAAAAUGGAAAAAUCAAAAUUUUAGUUUAUUAGGUAUCUGAAUCCUAAAUUUAAAAUAAAAUUUUAUUUCAAAAUGCAUAUAUUUAUAUAGAAUAUUUCCACGCUUUCCCUUUGCUUUGAAGAUAUUAUUACCAAACAACAAACCUACUUUAACAUACACAUUGUAAAAAGGCUAUAGAUUUCAAACAACAAAACAUUAUUCUGAAAAUAUUUUCCUAGCUUUUUAUCCCUGCUGUAACUCUCUUUAUAAUUGGACAAACAAGUGAGCACUACAGAAAAAUGUCAGCAGUUAUCCCAAAAGUUACAAAAUUAUCCGGAAGGAUUAUCAGGAUCCUGGGUUGUAACCCUGGUCCCAUGACUAUGCAAGGCACUAAUACAUAUCUUAUAGGAACUGGUAAAAACCGAUUACUCUUAGACGCUGGCGAUAAGAACGUUGAGGAGUACCAAAAAACCUUGAGGCAGCUGAUACGGUUUCAAAAAGCAAAUAUAGAGCAUAUAUUGGUGACACACUGGCACCCAGACCACAUCGGAGGAGUGGAAAAUAUUUAUGGAAAUAUUGCAAUAAACCCAAAAGUAUGGAAGCACAAAAGAAGCAAAUACGACAGUCCAGACAGCGAGUUACCGAAACAUAUCCCUAUCCACUGGCUUUCAGAUGGUCAAGAGAUCAAUGUGGAAGGAGCUACUUUGAAAAUAUAUCACACUCCCGGGCACACUACAGAUCAUGUGGUAGUGACUUUACUGGAAGAAAACGUAUUGUUUAGUGGGGACUGUAUUUUAGGAAACGGUACAGCGAUUUUUGAAGACUUACACUCAUAUAUAAAGAGCUUGCAAAAAAUAUUGAAUUUGAAGUCUAAUGCCAUUUAUCCAGGACAUGGACCUGUUCUUCAAAUGUCACUCGAUAUGCUAAAAAAACCAGUUAAGAAACAGAUCUUAACAGAAGUUCCAGGUCCUCGGGUUACUAGGGGUGAGGAAAUACCAAUAAAUAAAAUCUGUUGAGAUUAUUUCUGAACACAGUUAGAAUCUGUUAUUUUAGAUAAAUGUGUGUGAGGAUAUUUAAACAUAAUGUGAACCGCAACCUAGUAAUAAUGAUUAUUAAAAAAUGUUGGACAUUGAAACAA
Plodia interpunctella (Indianmeal moth) is the source of this 1158-nucleotide messenger RNA. Its product is annotated as endoribonuclease LACTB2-like. Gene Ontology annotation, cellular component: mitochondrial matrix. Gene Ontology annotation, molecular function: RNA endonuclease activity; single-stranded RNA binding. The transcript has 4 exons. Bases 320 to 1036 code for a protein of 238 amino acids. NCBI's taxonomy places the organism in Eukaryota, Metazoa, Arthropoda, Insecta, Lepidoptera, Pyralidae. The record is from RefSeq and is a predicted model, not a curated record.